Messenger RNA from Aptenodytes forsteri (emperor penguin), 2139 nucleotides. RefSeq names its product chromosome unknown C15orf52 homolog (gene CCDC9B). The record is from RefSeq and is a predicted model, not a curated record. NCBI's taxonomy places the organism in Eukaryota, Metazoa, Chordata, Aves, Sphenisciformes, Spheniscidae. The transcript has 14 exons. Bases 99 to 2042 code for a protein of 647 amino acids.
AACAUGAUCUUGUAUGCUGUGCAACCAGUGCUGAGAAAGGCCGUCUGAUGGCUCUCCUCUUUUAGCUCUGCUCUGGAAUCCGCUGGGCUUUGCCGCCGAUGUCCAACAUGCACCGAGCUGAUGCUGCUGUGGAUGAUGCAGUGUUAAGGAAGAAAGAGCAGAAAGAUGUUGAACUCGAUAAGAAAAUCUUGGCUUUGCGGAAAAAGAAUGAAGCGCUCAUACGAAGAUACCAGGAAAUAGAAGAGGACAAAAAGCGAGCUGAGCAGGAGGGAAUGGCUGUUACCUCCAGGAGACCCAAGCAGGAUGGACUCACUAUUACCAUCACCAAGGCUCACAACGACCUGAAAGAUGCAAUUACCCAGACUGAACACUAUGGACAAGAUAGCCCAGCCCUCUCGAUGGACAAAAGGGUGGUGAGCGAGAAAUGGGGGAGCCCCUGUCCUACGAGCCCUGGGUUUGGCAUUGGCAGUGAGGAAGAGGAGGAGGAGGAGGAAGCAGAUCAUAUGUUCACAUUCAGGAUGGGGAAGAGGAUGCAGCUGGCUGUUACCAUGGACAACAAAGCCAAGGGAAAGCGGAUCGUCAGUGAGAAACGCACCGAGUCCUUCCCUGGCCCAGGCAGAGUGCCAGACCUGAGUGAAGAAGAGACAGACCAUUUGGUGGCUUUCCGCCGGGGGAGAAGGAUGCAGAUUGCCAUCACCAUGGAUAACAAGGAAAAAGCAGAGGAGAGGAGAACAGCAGAGAAGAGGAGAUCAGACAGUGACAGAGGCCCAGAAAGUGAGCAUGGUCGGAAGGAUGGUGGGAAGUCAGUGCAGAAGAGCCCUGGAGACCUGAGUUUCCCCAUGACUGGACGGGAACGUUCGGAGUACAUACGCUGGAAGAGGGAGCGAGAUCAGAUUGACCUGGAACGACUGGCACGUCACAAGAACGCGAAGGGCGAGUGGCGACGGGCUUGGGAUGUGGAGAAGUCAGAGCACAUGUUUGAAGAGGACUUUGUUAAGGAUGGGGAGCCAGCCUUGGAUAAUCCCAGCAAUAAGAAAGGGGGAAGAAACGCAAGGAAAUUCCAGCACAGGUCCUUUCCUCCCAACGGGAGAGGUGGAGGACAGCACGGAGUGAAUGUGAGCGAUCCUGGCCCAAAAGCAGUACCUGCUGUGAGCAGCCGAGCCAAAGGAAAGGACAGACUGACCGGCAGAGCCCGAAGAUGGGAUUCAAAAGAAGGCGAGGACAUGUCUUUUCUGAAGGAUGACCUUGACAGCCAGAGGAGCCUUGGUAUGGACAAGCGGAAGAGCAAAGGUGAGGAGGGGGUGGAAGAGAACUGCACAGCUGAGCUGGAGGAGGAGGUGAAACAGCCAAGCCUCCAAGAUCAUGGGGCCUCCUCAUCACAAAGGCUACGAAGUGGAAAGGUCCAGUCUGCCCACAAUGGCCAGAAGGAGGAGCGGAGAGGAGUGAAGGGCUUCAGCGUGGAGGUGUCUGUGGCCAGCAGAGGUGACUCAGAGCCAGGGCCCAAGCCAAGUAAGGAAGGCGUUGGGGAAGAUGCUAAUGGGAAGCCUGGCACUGCUGACAUCUCUCAGGAGAAGGAGAGCACUAACAGCACUGCUUCACAGAGCAGCCCUCCAAGCACUGUGCAAGCCACCAGGCACAGCAGUGAGGAGACCUUGUCAUUGCCCAUGGGCGUGAAUUUAGAUGGAGCUGGCUUAGAGAAAAACACAGCUUCAGAACAGGAGUCCACUGAGGACUCUUCAAACGGCCACGGAGGAAAGCUUGACAUGGCAGUGGGAGACAGACUGGAUGCAGGUCAAGGACAGCUGGUGAGAAAAAGAGGCGAGGAAGUGACCCAAGACACUGCCCUUCAGGGGCAAACACUUGCACUGAAAGGAGGUGAAGAUGCUGAAGGCACUGAACACAGAGGAGACCCUUUGCCCCCAAGGAAAGCCAACUCUGACAAGACUGUUGCGUCUGAGCAGGACACAGCAAAAUCACAGUCCAGGGAAGGGGACCAGCCUGAGGAUUGCAAGGACAAGGACAGUGGUGACACUCUCAACUAGCAAAGAUUGUACCGGCUUGCCUGAGACAGAAGGAUAACGUGCUGAAGGUGGUGGAUGAGAAGAGGAGCACAAGCUUGUCCUCACUCUUUGAUCUUCU